AUGCAGUAUUUACCACUCGCGGCCGGUAUUCUGGGCAUGGUGAGCUUCACCCGGCCCCAGGAUAGCCUGCUGUCGAUGCUUAGCUUUCUGCAGGAUGGUGGUGAGCGCAUGACGCACGAACUACCGAGCCAACCCAUUGUGCAACCGGAGUAUGAUUUCGUGAUUGUCGGUGCUGGAUCGGCCGGAAGUGUGCUAGCAAAUCGGCUUAGUGAAGUGUCAGACUGGUCGAUACUGUUGAUCGAGGCAGGACCGGGCGAGAACCUUCUGAUGGACAUCCCGAUGGCCGCUCACUACUUGCAAAACUUUAACAUCAACUGGGACUAUCGGACGAAACCGAGCGAUCAAUAUUGUUUAGCGUUUAAAAACAACCAGUGCCGUUUCCCACGUGGCAAGGUGAUGGGCGGUUCGAGCGUACUCAACUACAUGAUCUACACGCGUGGUAAUCGACGCGACUUUGAUCACUGGGCCGAUCUGGGAAAUCCGGGUUGGUCGUACGACGAUGUGCUACCAUACUUCAAGAAGCUCGAGCAUAGUGUCGUACCCGAUGCGCAUCCUGCCUACGCCGGCAAGGACGGCCCACUAACGAUCUCCUAUCCGCGGUUCCGAUCCGACACGGCGAAAGCGUUCGUGCAAGGGGCAAUAGAAAAUGGUGCCCCGUACGUCGACUACAACGGACCAACGCAGAUCGGAGUUUCGUACAUCCAGAGCACAACGAAGGAUGGAAAGCGGGACAGUACCAACGUUGCGUACCUUUACGACAUGCGUGAUCGCUCCAACCUGCACGUAAAGAAAAGCAGCCAAGUAACCAGAAUUUUAUUCGACCGCAGUACCAACCGAGCGACAGGUGUACGCUUCUAUCACCAGGGUCGUUUUUAUACCGUUCGUGCCCGGCGAGAAGUGAUCGUGUCGGCAGGAGCGAUUGGAUCACCUCAUCUGCUGAUGCUUUCCGGCAUAGGACCGGCCGAGCAUCUCCGUGCCAACGGCAUCAAACCGAUCGCAGAUUUGCCAGUUGGUUACAACUUCCAGGAUCAUACCGCUGCCGGUGGGCUAACCUUUCUGGUAAACAACACCCAAACGCUCAAAUACAAGGACGUCUUCCGGUUGGAAAAUUUUAUGAAGUAUCAGUACGAAAAGCAAGGACCCUUUACGUCCAUCGGUGGCUGUGAAGCGAUCGCUUUCUACGAUUCAGAGCGCCCGCGCGAUCCAGACGGUUGGCCAGACUUUGAGCUGCUACACAUCGGCGGCACGAUCGCUGCUGAUCCAACGUACGAAGUGAACUUCAACUACAAGCCGAAAACAUUUAAGAAACUGUUUGGCGACAUUCAGCGUAAAGGCAUGGAUGGUUUUACGGUGUUCCCGUUGAUCAUGAGACCGCGCAGCAAGGGUCGCAUCACGCUGAACGGUUCCAACCCUUUCCGGUAUCCCAUCAUCGAGCCUAACUACUUUAGCGAUCCGUACGAUCUGGAUAUUUCGGUACGCGCUAUUCGGAAGACGAUCGAGCUCACCCGUACGGCGGCGCUGCAGCGUUACAAUGCCCGGCUGCUGGAAAUUCCGAUGCCAGGCUGUGAGCAAUUCCGUUUUGAUUCGGAUGACUACUGGAAGUGUUUUUCGCGACACGCUACCUUCACUAUCUAUCAUCACGUGGGGACGUGCAAAAUGGGUCCACGGAAGGACCCGACGGCCGUAGUUGACGCGAGGUUGCGCGUGCAUGGUGUCAAGGGAUUGCGGGUGAUCGAUGCCAGUAUCAUGCCGGAUGUUCCGGCCGGCCAUACGAAUGCGCCCACCAUCAUGAUCGGUGAAAAGGGAGCCGACAUGAUCAAGGAAGAUUGGAACGAACUUACGUAGUGGAAUGUAA
Messenger RNA from Anopheles maculipalpis, 1855 nucleotides. Its product is annotated as glucose dehydrogenase [FAD, quinone]-like. The transcript has a single exon. Lineage: Eukaryota; Metazoa; Arthropoda; Insecta; Diptera; Culicidae. Bases 1 to 1845 code for a protein of 614 amino acids. Gene Ontology annotation, molecular function: oxidoreductase activity, acting on CH-OH group of donors; flavin adenine dinucleotide binding. The record is from RefSeq and is a predicted model, not a curated record.